AUGGCUCUGCCGAAGCGCAUUGUCAAGGAGACGGAGAGGCUUAUGGCCGAACCAGUGCCUGGGAUCAGCGCCGUGCCCCAUGAAGACAACCUCAGGUACUUUGACGUGGAAAUCCAUGGCCCUUCUUCAUCACCGUACGAAGGGGGUAUCUUUAAACUCGAACUGUUCCUCCCCGAUGACUAUCCUAUGGCCCCGCCUAAGAUUCGCUUCCUGACGAAGAUUUUCCAUCCCAAUGUCGACAAGCUGGGCCGCAUCUGUCUCGACGUCCUGAAGAACAACUGGUCCCCUGCGCUACAGAUUCGAACGAUCCUGCUGUCCAUCCAAGCACUUCUCGGCGCCCCCAACCCCGAUGACCCGCUAGCCGCCGAUGUUGCCAAGAGCUGGAAGGAGGAUGAGCAGGCCGCCAUCGCUACGGCAAGGGCGUGGACCCAGCAAUAUGCUGUUCCGAAGUAG
This is a messenger RNA of Chaetomium strumarium, 453 nucleotides long. Its product is annotated as ubiquitin-conjugating enzyme/RWD-like protein. The coding region runs from base 1 to 453 and encodes 150 amino acids. The record is from RefSeq and is a predicted model, not a curated record. Lineage: Eukaryota; Fungi; Ascomycota; Sordariomycetes; Sordariales; Chaetomiaceae. The transcript is spliced from 4 exons.